AUGGUGACAGUUAAAGGAAACGGAAGGGGAAGCUCUCCGCACCGGAAGCAGCUCGGCGGUGUUGUCACGGUAACCAGCGGCCUGGCAGUCAGAGCGGAAAGCCCCGAGCUCGAGGGGAAUUCCGGAGCCAAACAGCCCGCUGAUUGGUGGAGGAGGCAGAAGUAUUAUUCCUGCGUCCACAGACCUUUGGCCCUUAGUCACACGCAGAGGCUAGAGGCCCUUAGGCUGGAGGCCCUUAGUCACACGCAGAGGCUAGAGGCCCUUAGGCUGGAGGCCCUUAGUCACACGCAGAGGCUAGAGGCCCUUAGUCACACGCAGAGGCUGGAGGCCCUUAGGCUGGAGGCCCUUAGUCACACGCAGAGGCUAGAGGCCCUUAGGCUGGAGGCCCUUAGUCACACGCAGAGGCUAGAGGCCCUUAGGCUGGAGGCCCUUAGUCACACGCAGAGGCUGGAGGCCCUUAGGCUAGAGGCCCUUAGUCACACGCAGAGGCUAGAGGCCCUUAGUCACACGCAGAGGCUAGAGGCCCUUAGUCACACGCAGAGGCUGGAGGCCCUUAGUCACACGCAGAGGCUAGAGGCCCUUAGGCUAGAGGCCCUUAGUCACACGCAGAGGCUGGAGGCCCUUAGUCACACGCAGAGGCUGGAGGCCCUUAGUCACACGCAGAGGCUGGAGGCCCUUAGUCACACGCAGAGGCUAGAGGCCCUUAGGCUAGAGGCCCUUAGUCACACGCAGAGGCUGGAGGCCCUUAGUCACACGCAGAGGCUAGAGGCCCUUAGGCUAGAGGCCCUUAGUCACACGCAGAGGCUAGAGGCCCUUAGUCACACGCAGAGGCUGGAGGCCCUUAGGCUAGAGGCCCUUAGUCACACGCAGAGGCUGGAGGCCCUUAGUCACACGCAGAGGCUAGAGGCCCUUAGGCUAGAGGCCCUUAGGCUAGAGGCCCUUAGUCACACGCAGAGGCUGGAGGCCCUUAGGCUAGAGGCCCUUAGUCACACGCAGAGGCUAGAGGCCCUUAGUCACACGCAGAGGCUGGAGGCCCUUAGGCUAGAGGCCCUUAGUCACACGCAGAGGCUGGAGGCCCUUAGUCACACGCAGAGGCUAGAGGCCCUUAGGCUAGAGGCCCUUAGUCACACGCAGAGGCUAGAGGCCCUUAGUCACACGCAGAGGCUAGAGGCCCUUAGUCACACGCAGAGGCUAGAGGCCCUUAGUCACACGCAGAGGCUAGAGGCCCUUAGUCACACGCAGAGGCUAGAGGCCCUUAGUCACACGCAGAGGCUAGAGGCCCUUAGUCACACGCAGAGGCUAGGCCCUUAGUCACACGCAGAGGCUAGAGGCCCUUAGUCACACGCAGAGGCUAGGCCCUUAGUCACACGCAGAGGCUAGAGGCCCUUAGGCUAGAGGCCCUUAGUCACACGCAGAGGCUAGAGGCCCUUAGUCACACGCAGAGGCUAGAGGCCCUUAGGCUGGAGGCCCUUAGUUACACGCAGAGGCUAGAGGCCCUUAGGCUGGAGGCCCUUAGUCACACGCAGAGGCUAGAGGCCCUUAGGCUGGAGGCCCUUAGUCACACGCAGAGGCUAGAGGCCCUUAGUCACACGCAGAGGCUGGAGGUGAGGCUUUAUAGGGUUGGAUCAUCUCUCUUUAUACUUUGGUUGAGAUUUGCAGAAGAAGAAUUAAAGCUGUGAAACCGAAGUUUGUGCAAAAAACUGUAAACGCUGAGAAAUCCUGCAGACAGACAGGAAACAGACAGACAGGAAACAGACA
This is a messenger RNA of Trematomus bernacchii (emerald rockcod), 1758 nucleotides long. Its product is annotated as WEB family protein At1g12150-like. The transcript has 6 exons. The coding region runs from base 1 to 1311 and encodes 436 amino acids. Lineage: Eukaryota; Metazoa; Chordata; Actinopteri; Perciformes; Nototheniidae. The record is from RefSeq and is a predicted model, not a curated record.